ACCGAACAUGUAGAAGAACGCGUCACAAAUCCAAUGCCGCUAAACUAGACAACCUUUACCAAGCUUCACCAUCAUCAUCUCCAUGGCCGUCGCCUCAUCCCCAUCAUCUGCUAACUUCCUCCAACUUCCAUGGCCAUUUCUCCCUUCUUCACAUCCACCCCACCUCCAGCUGCUUGUCUGAUGAAAGCACCUCCCCAUCUCACCUCCUCCUUUAACCUUCCAUUUCUCGGCUCAAAUGAUCGACGUCUUCCUCCAUGGCCAGAAGAACUCAAGCUCCCCAUCACACUCAUAAAGUUCUCUCCUUCAAGAAGCACUACAAGUGGCUUCUCUGGUUCUCUCUUUCCAUCUACUUCUUCCUCUACACCACCUCCUCCUCCUCUUUCCUCUUUCUCCACCCCCUCCGUCUUAACCCCGAUCUCCCAGGUCGAGCUCUAAUUGAGUCCAAAACUCCACCUUUCCACUCUUCAUUGCCUACAGUGUACAUCUAUGAGCUUCCCUCCCGGCUCAACACCGACUGGCUCGCCAACGAACAGUGUCGUACUCACUUUGCGGCGGAGGUGGCGAUCCACGAGGCGUUGCUGCAGUACUCCAGCUGCGUGCUCGACUCGGAGGAAGCGGACUUCUUCUUCCUCCUUGUAUACGUGUCCUGCAACUUUAGCACCAUCAAUGGCUUCCCCGACUUCCACCACGCCUGUCCUCUCCUCGUAAAAGCAGUCGAGUUGAUCCCUGGUGGAUUCCCAUUCUGGAACCGCUCCCGAGGCCGCGAUCAUGUCUUCGCCGCCUCACACGAUUAUGGUGCAUGCUUCCAUGCUAUGUGAUACGGUGCGUGAUCGUGGGGUCGGAGAGAUGACGUGGUCGGGAGUCAAGACCGCGGUAUGGUCAAAAGUCAAGCUCUUGUGGAGGUCAGAAGUCAAGCUUGCGUGGUGGUCAGAAGUUAAGUCUACGUGGUGGUCAAAAGUCUGACUCACGUGGAGGUCAAGGAUCCGGCCUACGUUUAGUUCAAGGGGCCCAGUUGCAAGAUAGGCGGGGUUAGGCACGAAUGGCGUCUCAAGACUGGACCUGUGUUGAGUGAGGACUCGAGUACAGGUCGGGAUUGUGCCAAACAAGGAUACAGGUCAGGACUUAUAGCCUUGCGACACCAAGUACAGGGAUCAAAAUGUACAGGUUGGGAUUGUGUCAACCAAAGAUACAGGUCGAGGCUUCUAGCCUUGCGGCACAGGAUACAGGGACAAGCGUACAGGUUGAGAUUGUGCCAACCAAUGAUACAGGUCAGGGCUUCUAGCCUUGCGGCACAGGAUACAUAGACAAGCGUACAGGUCGGGAUUGUGCCAACCAAGGAUACAUGUCAGGACUUAUAGCCUUGCAACACCGGAUACAGGGAUCAAAGUGUACAGGUCGAGAUUGUGUCAACCAAGGAUACAGGUCAGGGCUUUUAGCCUUGCGGCACGGGAUACAUGGACAAGCGUACAGGUCGGGAUUGUGACAACCAAGGAUACAAGUCAGGACUAAUAGCCUUGCGGCACCAAGUACAGGGAUCAAAAAGUACAGGUCGGGAUUGUGCCAACCAAGGAUACAGGUCGGGCUUCUAGCCUUGCGACACAGGAUAUAGGGACAAGCGUAGAGGUCGGGAUUGUGCCAACCAAGGAUAUAGGUCAGGGCUUCUAGCCUUGCGGCACAUGAUACAUAGACAAGCGUACAGGUCGGGAUUGUGUCAACCAAGGAUAUAGGUCAGGACUUAUAGCUUUGCGGCACCGGAUACAGGGAUCAAAGUGUACAGAUCGGGAUUAUGCCAACCAAGGAUACAGGUCAGGACUUAUAGCCUUGCGGCACCGGAUACAGGGAUCAAAGUGUACAAGUCGGGAUUGUCCCAACCAAGGAUACAGGUCAGGGCUUCUAGCCUUGCGGCAUAGGAUACAUGGACAAGCGUACAGGUCGGGAUUGUGCCAACCAAGGAUACAUGUCAGGGCUUCUAGCCUUGCGGCAUAGGAUACAUGGACAAGCGUACAGGUCGGGAUUGUGCCAACCAAGGAUACAGGUCAGGGCUUCUAGCCUUGCGGCAUAGGAUACAUAGACAAGCGUACAGGUCGGGAUUGUGCCAACCAAGGAUACAGGUCAGGACUUAUAGCCUUGCAGCACCAAGUACAGGGAUCAAAACGUAUAGGUCGGGAUUGUGCCAACCAAGGAUACAGGUCGGGGCUUCUAGCCUUGCGGCACAAGAUACAAGGACAAGCGUAGAGGUCGGGAUUGUGCCAAUCAAGGAUACAGAUCAGGGCUUCUAGCCUUGCGGCAUGGGAUACAUGGACAAGCGUACAGGUCGGGAUUGUGCCAACCAAGGAUACAAGUCAGGACUUAUAGCCUUACGGCACCGAAUACAGGUAUCAAAGUGUACAAGUCGAGAUUAUGCCAACCAAGGAUACAGGUCAGGGUUUCUAGCCUUGCGGCACCAAGUACAGGGAUCAAAGUGUACAGGUCGAAAUAGGGCCAACUAAGGAUACAGGUCGGGACUCAGGAUAAGCGGAAGCAGACCGACGCAUACAGGUCGGGACUCAGGAUAGCUACAGGUCUGCACCCACAGGUUGGGAUCAUCAAGUAUAAAGAGCCAAUACAAGAACAAUAGAAUAAGGGGGUCGGACGCUACACGACAAACAAGCCAAGGAAUCGUAACAACUUGUCAGGGAAUAAUCACUGCCUAUCAGAGAAUAUGUCAAUGGUCUGGUGUGUACAGCCCUAGGAUUCCUUCCUAGACCUAUAGAAGGACGCCACGUGUCAUCCACCGCCAGACAAAGCCUGACAUCCGACAUUCCCUGACACCCAUACUCCAGAAACAUCCGUUGCAGUAUAAAAAGGGAUGCUUUGUCCCUUACGGAGGUAUGCUCACUCGUCAUUCCAUACUCGUCUUCUAUUUUUCAUCCUUUCUCUGUGUUUCUGGGAAAAAAGUACCUGACUUGAGGGUCGGAGGGCCUGACCCGGGGACUUUUUCCCUGGUUUCUGGUCUCUAAUGACUGGUGGGCUCGUCUGAGUGUGUGCAGAGUCUCUA
This is a messenger RNA of Zingiber officinale, 3037 nucleotides long. Its product is annotated as probable glucuronoxylan glucuronosyltransferase F8H. Gene Ontology annotation, molecular function: glycosyltransferase activity. The record is from RefSeq and is a predicted model, not a curated record. The transcript has a single exon. NCBI's taxonomy places the organism in Eukaryota, Viridiplantae, Streptophyta, Magnoliopsida, Zingiberales, Zingiberaceae. The coding region runs from base 255 to 818 and encodes 187 amino acids.